AUCCCUAAAAAAAUACUUCAAAAAUUCUUUUCCAUCAUCCCACGUCCCACCAAAGAUUACGCUUCGCCAAGAAACAGUCCGACUUCCAUCGAUCCAUUGACGACGGCGACGACGACGACGACGACGACGCCAUCCAUGGCGAUCAAGAUCUCGCUGCGCGUCGUGCUGCUUCUGGUGGCGUUCGUCGCGCUUGGAUCGGCCGAGAUCCGCUCGACAAAGCUGAGAUCCGACGCGCGGCCCAUCAUCCCCUUUGAUGAUUUCGGCUUCACGCACGCGGGCACCGUGGAGAUCUCCGUUUCCGAGCUCGCUUUCUCCGACCAGGCCCUCCCCCAUGCGUCUCUUUCCCAGCUUGGCUUCUUCCUCUCCACCCGUGACGCCUGGGUUCAUGUCAUCCAGCAGCUCCAGAAUGGGGACAUCUCGUGCGCUCUCCAGUCCCACCUCAUCAAGCCUGUUUUCUUGCUCACCUCCCUCCCCUCCCCCUCCGAUAAUUCCUUCUCCUCCUCCUUCAACCUCUCCGAGCCCGGUCAGUUCACUCUCCUCUUCGCCAAUUGCCUCCCCAAUCUCCGGGUCUCUAUGUCCGUCAAAUCAUCUAUGUUCAAUUUCGACCCCAAAUCCGGCCGCCGCGCCUACCUUUCUGUCGGACUUGCUUCUCUCCCUCGCAUUUACUUCCUCUUCUUCUUGGUCUACACCGGUCUCGCCGUACUCUGGGUCUUCUUCCUCCGUCGUAAUCGCUCAACCACUCUCAGAAUCCACCACUUCAUGCUCGCCCUUCUCGUCCUCAAAGCCAUCAACCUCCUUUGCGAGGCUGAGGACAAGUCCUAUAUCGAGCGCACUGGUAGCGCGCAUGGGUGGGACGUGCUUUUUUAUAUCUUUAGCUUUCUCAAGGGUAUCACGCUGUUCACUCUGCUUGUGCUGAUCGGCACCGGGUGGUCUUUUGUCAAGCCGUACUUGCAGGGGAAGGAGAAGAAGGUGCUGAUGGUGGUGAUUCCCCUUCAGAUUCUGGCAAAUGCCGCGCAGGUGGAGUUGGACGAGACCGGCAAAUUCUCCCCUGGCUGGGUUACUUGGCGUCAGGUUUUCUUGCUUGUCGAUGUUAUUUGCUGUUGUGCUGUUCUUUUCCCGAUUGUUUGGUCUAUUAAGAAUCUCCGGGAGGCGGCUAGGACUGAUGGGAAGGCUGCUGUCAAUUUGAUGAAGCUCAUGCUGUUCCGGCAGUACUAUGUGGUUGUCAUUUGCUACAUCUACUUCACUAGAGUGAUUGUCUAUGCGCUAAGUACCAUUACUUCCUAUAGAUACGCCUGGACUAGUGUUGUUGUUGCGGAAUUCGCAAAUCUGGCUUUCUAUGUGUACACUGGCUAUAAGUUUAGGCCCGAGGCUCACAACCCAUACUUUGUUGUUGAUGAUGAAGAGGAGGAGGCUGCUGCUGAGGCUCUGAAACUUGAUGAUGAAUUUGAGUUGUGAGAACCUGGCAUAUAUAGCAGAUGGGCUUGGAGGUGAUUGUUGUCUGAGAUUUGGAUUUCUAUCAGCUUGAAUGAUGGUCCGGUACAAUUCUCGACCUUUUGGAAGGUGUAGAUCAAAUAUGAUGUUUUCUUGUUUACAUAUUUUUUCAUUGUCGUAUUAUUUUUGUGCUUCAGUUGUUUCUGCACCGAGUUCAUAUUUAACGUUAUCCAAUUGCGUGUAUUUUCCUGUGUGAUGUCAUCAAAGAUUGAUUACUUUGUUGUUUGUCAUCUAACAUCUUAGCAGCAAUGGCUGAGUAAGUAACAUCCAUAUGCUUUUGUGUUC
Molecule: messenger RNA, 1776 nt
Organism: Dioscorea cayenensis subsp. rotundata (Guinea yam)
Lineage: Eukaryota; Viridiplantae; Streptophyta; Magnoliopsida; Dioscoreales; Dioscoreaceae
Product: protein CANDIDATE G-PROTEIN COUPLED RECEPTOR 7
Exons: 1
Coding region: 136-1455 (439 amino acids)
Biological process (GO): transport
Cellular component (GO): Golgi apparatus; membrane
Source: RefSeq, a predicted model, not a curated record